This is a messenger RNA of Lates calcarifer (barramundi perch), 1456 nucleotides long. It is a transcript of the gene arl5c, whose product is annotated as ADP-ribosylation factor-like 5C. Gene Ontology annotation, molecular function: GTPase activity; GTP binding. Gene Ontology annotation, cellular component: trans-Golgi network; cytoplasm. Bases 148 to 687 code for a protein of 179 amino acids. Gene Ontology annotation, biological process: intracellular protein transport; vesicle-mediated transport; protein localization to Golgi membrane. The transcript has 6 exons. Lineage: Eukaryota; Metazoa; Chordata; Actinopteri; Centropomidae. The record is from RefSeq and is a predicted model, not a curated record.
CUACGCAGAAACUGAUAUUAGAGGUAGGAAUGAAGUUCGCCUGUCAGUCAGCCCUGAACAGACGCUGAAGUCUGCUUCAAUCAAGAGCGUUUUUACCGGAUUAAUAUUUUAUUCAUCCCUCACGUCCUCCACACACACUUGUUGAACAUGGGAUUCCUUCUGACCAAGAUGAUGGCUGUGUUCGGUGACAGAGAACACAAAGUCAUCAUUGUGGGUUUGGACAAUGCAGGAAAGACAACCAUCCUCUACCAGUUUCUGACAAAGGAGGCCGUCCACACAUCGCCCACCAUUGGCAGCAAUGUUGAGGAGAUCACUGUACGAAACACACAAUUCUUAGUUUGGGACAUUGGAGGACAGGAGAACCUCAGAGCCAGCUGGUACUCAUACUUCUGCAACACUGAGAUCGUCAUUCUGGUUGUGGACAGCACUGACCGCGAACGUCUGACUCUUAACAAAGAGGAACUGCACCGAAUGCUCGCACAUGAGGAUCUACAGAGUGCAGCUGUUCUCAUUCUGGCCAACAAACAAGACGUGAAAGGCUCGAUGACGGCGGCAGAGAUCUCCCAGUGCCUCACGCUCGACUCCAUCACCACACACUCCUGGCAUGUGCAAGCCUGCUGCGCCCUGACAGGAGAGGGUCUACCAGCUAGCCUGGACUGGAUGAGGUCACGGGUUAUGGCAAACUAAGAUGCCAUCCAGUGGAUCAAACUUCCUGAAACAGAGCCGACCUCGAAGAUGCCGCACAGGCCACAGUGCCAGGAUUAUUAACAGUGUUUUGGACAGAGUCCUGUGAACAUGCCUUCUUUGAUAGAGCCUGCGGCACCACACCUACAGUGCAGUAUGUCUUACCUGCAAGGACGGGCCCCCCACCACCUUGCUGAGCCUCAGGGUGGAUAAGCAACAGAGAAACCUGGAUGAUUUUAGCUUGGUCAGCACACACCAGCCAAAGAUCUGAAUCCUGGGUCUUUUUCUUUGCAAGAACUGCCGGUGGUUUUAUUAUAUUUUAGUAAUCUAGCAAACUAUUUCUCACUUGUGGUCAUGAGGAAGUGUUCAUGUGCAAUUACUGCAAGUUUACUUAAGAGGCACAGGUUGGAGGUGCACCAUUUUAACUCAAGAUAUUCUACCUGACCAGUAAUGUCACAUUCCCUGUGUGUUUCUUUCAUUUCACUGGGGUUAAUCAAGUGACAACAAUACCUUGCUUUACUGAAGUGUAUAAGAUAAGUCUGCACCUGAUGAAUGAAACUGUACUUAAUGCCAGAGAACAACGGGACUGUUUUGUUUGUUAAACUUAAAGAUGUUUAGUAAUUUAUUUUAGAAAAAAACAGAGCUCUUGAGUGUAUAUUACAGCAAUUUUCUGAACAGGAAAUUAGCUAGCUGCUAAUGAUUAUCAUGUCAUAUUUAAAAUGUACAUAUUGUUUUGUGUAAAUUUUUUAAAUAAAUAUAUUAUUGCAAAAUA